CCCGUGAUAUCCGAGUUUGCGACGGUGGCCGUCUUGGCCUCGCGCGCGUGGAGGCCGGGCAUCAUGCGCCCAAGCGAGAAGACCAAGAUGGCCGUUGCUGCCUUCGUCCUCGCGCGCCACUACUCUGGCGUCACCAUGGUCGCCGCGGAGAAGAAGCGCUUCAUAGCAGACAUGGCGCAGUCCAGAAUCAAGGGGCUCGACAAGGCAGAGGCAUGCCCCCACGGCCGCGGGAAGACCUGCGCGACGCCGCAGGGCUUCGCGCAGUCAGUCUACAGGCUCGCGUGGCCCAACCCAGCUGAUCCGGCUGCGGCUUUCCCGCCCGAGGUCGACGUCGCGGAGAUCAAGAUGGUUCGCGGGAAUACGGCGGCCGAGUUCAAGGGCAAGCAGCUCGGCAAACAGUUCCAGCAGCAGCGUGCGCAGCGCGCCAGGGCGCUGCCGCACUCGAGCGCGCAUUUGCCUCCAUUGCAGACGCUCGCAGAUGUCCCGCGCAACGGCGAUGGAGCGGCUGCCGCUGCAGCCGGGGCGGGGGGCGCCCCUGAGACGGCGCCCGUGCCGACGAAGACCUCCAAAGCCGACGCGGGCGACGCGGCCGCAGCCCCCCGGGGCGAGCUCGGGGCGCUCGAGCCGAGCAUUCUGGCGAGCGCGAAGGCCAAGAGGAAGAGGGGCGCGAGCGCG
Molecule: messenger RNA, 675 nt
Organism: Prorocentrum cordatum
Lineage: Eukaryota; Dinophyceae; Prorocentrales; Prorocentraceae
Source: the annotation of a GenBank genome assembly